Messenger RNA from Closterium sp. Naga37s-1, 243 nucleotides. NCBI's taxonomy places the organism in Eukaryota, Viridiplantae, Streptophyta, Zygnematophyceae, Desmidiales, Closteriaceae. The record is from the annotation of a GenBank genome assembly.
AUGCAGAUUUCGCUCCUGAAGUACGAUAUCGACUGGCCGGAAGCCUUCGAGGGGAAAUCCAAGGAGGAUGAGGCAGGCGCGAUCCAGCCGAACAAGGAUGACGAGGGGGAGGAUGAGGGGGAAGAGGAGGAAGUGGACGAUGAUCAGGAGCUCGUGGAGGAGGAGGAAGAUGAGGAUAACCCCUUCCUGUCGGACGACGAGGAUGUGGAGGAGACUUACCAUAUUGACAAGCCCGUGCACUAA